Messenger RNA from Hyposmocoma kahamanoa, 1213 nucleotides. RefSeq names its product dipeptidyl peptidase 8-like. Gene Ontology annotation, molecular function: dipeptidyl-peptidase activity. The record is from RefSeq and is a predicted model, not a curated record. Bases 279 to 1178 code for a protein of 299 amino acids. NCBI's taxonomy places the organism in Eukaryota, Metazoa, Arthropoda, Insecta, Lepidoptera, Cosmopterigidae. The transcript is spliced from 8 exons. Gene Ontology annotation, biological process: proteolysis.
UUUAAAUUUGUUGUUUCAGGUUAGAAUGGAAACCACUGAUAGAAUCGAACGUAGCGCUCGGCGUGACGUCAGGAAAGUGGUCUCGCGAAGAACAGUUGCUAUGGGAGCGGCAACGAGUUGCUGCAUGGGGCAUAGCGUCGUAUGAAUUGCAUGCCAGUGGCAGAGUGCUGUUCCCUUGCGCUUCUUCUUUGUUUGCCGCAGUCGAGAGUACUUCACAGCCACCUCCUUUAAUUCCGCGCUCGCUGAAUACGGGAGGCGGAGCCCCGUUAACACCAGCGAUGUGCCCCCGUGCACCAGAUCUGGUGGCGCACGCCGCGAGAGGAGACAUAUGGUUGGCCGGAGGGGGGCUCAGAAGGCCCACCAGGUUGACUUAUGCUUGUAGGGGCCAUGAACCAGAUCGGUUAGCUGACGACCCCAGACAGGCCGGCGUACCGUGCUACGUCACUCAGGAAGAGUUUUCGCGUUAUACUGGAUUCUGGUGGCAACCUAAAACUGAAGAUGAUGUGUACAGAAUAGUGUAUGAAGAAGUGGAUGAGAGCGAGGUGAAGAUAUUCAGCUUCCCUUCAUCGCAAACCAGCAGCGGUGAAGUCGAAGAAUUCAGAUUUCCACGUGCUGGUACUCCUAACGCGAAGUCCAUCCUGCGCCUGGUGACUUUCCGUCUUCAGAAAGCUUCUCCCACCGUCCUCGAUUAUUAUCACGAAGGAAACGAUGUACACAUAUCUGACAAUAACGACAUGGAGGUGACCGAUAUACGAUGGUUUGACCUACGGCAGUCGUUGAAGGAGUCGUUCCCAUGGUUCGAGUACCUAGCGCGUGUCGGAUGGACCCCGUGUUCUCAGUAUGUAUGGGUUCAACUGCUGGACCGUAAGCAGCAACGGCUGGAACUGGUCCUGAUACCUGUCGAGGAGUUCUGCUACCCCUGCGGGUACGAGCACGCACCCCCGGAACUCGCUGUGCGUGACCACCAGUCGCCGAAACAAAGAGAAAAGCCAAUACAAAUCCUGAUUACGGAGUCAGCGCCCGAAGCAUGGAUCAACGUGCACGAUAUUCUAUACUUCCUACCGUCGUCACCGGACUGCAUCAGUUUCAUCUGGCCAUCCGAGGAGAGCUCACAUCUUCACCUCUAUCUGUACACUUGCUCGCUGCAAAUGCACGUCACCAGGCGUACUUGUAAGUAGAUCCAAAUGGUGGAAUUACAGGCACAUGGGACUUG